AAGAAGAAAACAAGAUCCACCUCGAUCAACCACCCCCCACCCCCAACCCCACCCCCUCCUUUGUCUCUCUCAGAAACCCAUUCUCGAUGGUGUUCUUGAUUCUCAUGGCGGAUUUGAUUGCUUGAAGUUAAUAAUCCCUAGUUUUCAAAUCCCUAGAUUUCGCACUCGCAUCUGCCCUAAUUGCUCCUCAGUUCAUCAAUUUUGUGUCGCGGUUGCUGUUUCUUAGUUCGAUUUGGUGUUUGUGAUCUUCCAAUUGCCGAAAUUUGGGCAGAGUUUUUGGGAUACCCAAUUUUGCAGAAGAAUCCCUAAUUUUGCGAAGAAGAUGAGGGAAGAAGAUUCCAAUUGGUUCUCCAAAUGGGAAGAGGAACUGCCAUCGCCGGAGGAACUGAUGCCGUUAACCCAGUCGUUAAUUACCCCCGAUCUAGCCAUGGCUUUCAACAUUCCGCCGCCGAGCCACACGACGCCGCCUCCUCCGCUACCGCCGCACCAUCAUCAUCCUCUGCCGCACCACCAGUCCACCGGCCACUCCUCCCAACCCAAUUCCUCCGCCGAAUUCGACUCCCCCGAACUCAGCGGUGCAGCCGGCGGCGCCACCGGCCCCGGCUCCGACGAGCCGGCUCGCACCCUGAAACGCCCCCGGCUCGUGUGGACCCCGCAGCUCCACAAACGGUUCGUUGACGCCGUCGCCCAUUUGGGCAUAAAAAACGCCGUCCCCAAAACCAUUAUGCAGCUCAUGAGCGUCGACGGCUUGACUCGCGAGAACGUCGCCAGCCAUUUGCAGAAAUACCGCCUCUACCUCAAGCGGAUGCAGGGGAUCUCCAACGGCGGCGGAGCAGCCGCCGCCGCCGCCGCCGCCAUGCCGGACCCCGCUACCGACCACCUCUUCGCCAGCGGCCCUGUCCCCGCCCACUUCCUCCAUCCCGCCCGGGCCAAUUCCGACCAUUUCUUCGUCCCUGUGGCCGCCGCCGCCGCAAUGCCCCACCACCACCAGCAGAUGGCAGUUCUAGGAGCCCCCCCGCCUCCGCCGGCGCCCCACCACCAUCAUCCCCAGCUGCAACAGCAAUUCCGGCAAUUCAACGGGCAAUUCGACCAUCCAUUUAUGAGGCAAUCCCAGAGGAUCCCAAUUGGGCCGACCGACGACGUGGAGUCGGGGACCAAUGCCCGGAAGGUUCUGACAUUGUUCCCAACCGGCGAGGAUUGAGGCGAUCCCCAUGGUAAAGAUUGGGUCUUUGGAGCGAUGUUAUAUGUAUUUUGUUAAUUAAUGAAUGAAUGUAGAACAACAUACAUACAGACAUACAUACAUACCUACUUAGCCCUUUUCUAUUCUUCAUUUUUAACCUUGUGUUUUCUUAGUCGCUCUUGCCAUUUCUUGAAUUGAUAGUACUCUUUACCUUUGUUCUUAUGUUUGUUUCCAUUACUAACUGCUUUUGUGACUAGGAUGCUUAUCCCUUGUUUCUUGAUUUAACUUUGAAUUAUGGCCAUCGGAGUUUUCUGAUUUU
Messenger RNA from Andrographis paniculata, 1499 nucleotides. RefSeq names its product transcription factor MYBC1-like. Gene Ontology annotation, biological process: regulation of DNA-templated transcription. The record is from RefSeq and is a predicted model, not a curated record. Gene Ontology annotation, cellular component: nucleus. NCBI's taxonomy places the organism in Eukaryota, Viridiplantae, Streptophyta, Magnoliopsida, Lamiales, Acanthaceae. Gene Ontology annotation, molecular function: DNA-binding transcription factor activity; DNA binding. The coding region runs from base 323 to 1201 and encodes 292 amino acids. The transcript has a single exon.